AAGUAAAAGAAGAAGUGACGGAGUUUGAGGACGGGGAUGAGGAAUAUCUCGAAGAUGACGAUGAUGACAGAAAGUUGGCAGACAUACUUGGACUUAGCGGAGUCACUGUCAAGCGGAAGGACAGAAAGCGAAAGCAAAUAACAGACAACAGUAAGAAAAUCAUAUUCUUUUAUGAUAAGAAGUCAAAAAAGCUGAUCGCGCCAUUGAAGCUGUCGCUGCGCUCGCUGUCAAAAAUCAACCAAACUGUAAACGUCAAAAAUAUAAAAUUUAUAAAACUAUCGGAAAACCAAAAACACAAAGUGAACAUUGAUAAUAUUUUAAAAUAUUCAAACUGUACACCGUUUUCUAACAAAACUUUAACGGGGAUCGCGUGCGCUUUCUGCAAAGAAAACUUCCAAGACGUGGAUUCAUUGAAAGCACAUACAAAAACUCAACACAAAAGCGACGUCCUCCACGAAAAGGGUCGCGACAAGAACAAUCUAUCGAUAAAAAUGGACAUUACAGAUUUAAAGUGCAACUUAUGCGAUAAAAAAAUAGACAUAAUCAGCAAUUUAAAAAAACAUCUCAUGCUGGAACAUGACAUAAAAUUCUAUCCAGAAAUAAACGAUUAUAUCCUUGAAUUCAAAAUGACUGAAAGUGAAGUUUUAAACUGCGCGUUGUGCAAUUCGACUUUCGAAACUUUUAAAAUGUUAUUACAGCACAUGAACGGCCAUUAUAGGAACUAUAUAUGCGAAAUAUGCGAUAUGGGGUUCAUAAACAAGCACAGGUUAAAAAACCAUCAAAGAACUCAUGAAAUUGGCAAUUUCAAAUGCGCGUUUUGUGAUAAAGUUUUCACUACGAAAGUUAGAAAAAUGUGCCACGAGAAAUACACGCAUAACACAAACGCGCGUUAUACAACUAACUGCCCCCAAUGUAACCAAUCUUUCAACAGUUAUUAUCAAAGAAAUAGACACAUGUUCAAAGACCAUAACACAGCUGCCGCUACGUAUAAAUGUAACAUUUGCGACAAAUCUUUCAUAUUAAAGUCGAAAUUAACUUCUCAUAUAAAGAAAGUUCAUCUUAUGGAACGUAAUCAUAUAUGUCCAGAGUGCGGGCAAGGCUUUUUCAUUAAGCAAUCUUUGGACGAGCAUAUGGUGAAACAUAAUGGGGAAAGGGUGUUCAAAUGCACGUUUUGUCAUAAAGCGUACGCGCGAAAAAAGACUUUAAGGGAACACCUUAGGAUUCAUAAUAAUGACAGGCGGUUCAAAUGUGGCGUUUGCGGUUUAGCUUUCGUUCAGAAAUGUAGUUUAAAAAGCCAUAUGUUGUCUAAUCAUGGUAUUACUUUAGCUGAAUUUGAAAACGCUAGGGAAAUUUCUAGACCUGUUGUUACAUAGGUUAUAAAUAUUCAUAGUUACAUUAUCUCACAUGGAGUAGACGGAGUCGAAUAAAUAUAAUAAAUAGUAAAAACAGUGUAAAUGACUACACUGUGCAAAGUUUGACAAAUAAAUAUAAAAAAGUUAUUUGAACGAGCAACACCGAGCUGAAAAGGCGGAAUUAGACUUGUGCAAAACAAUGCUAAAAGUUAUGCAAUAUAACAUUACUGCCCCGUAAAAGUUAUACUACGGAGUGAUAUCACAAUAUUAUCAUCACUUGCUGCGACUGCUACGCGUAAACUAGAGCAGAUAGAUAAACCUAAGCUGCUGUUCCUGGCCGAGACGCAAAUCAGAUGUCCAGCUGAGGCGUACCUCGGCUAUCUCGGGUGUACUGUGGAGCACAGGUGAUACACCGGCACCUCGUGCCGGAGUCUAUGUGUACGUUUGUGAUGACAUCUGCCUCAAGAACCUUGACUCUCCCGAGUUUUUUUUUAUUUGUGGCUUGUCGUUGACUUAGGAGUAGCAGAGCUCCUUGAGAAAGAGUUCAUCCAGGGAAGUACUGCCACCUUGAGCCUUAGCAUGAACUCUUAUUACGAUUCAGUUUAGGACCUAAAUUGAAGUGAGACAGCGCUAGAUGAAGUGUAUAUCACCAUCCCGCUUUUUAGACGUUACGAA
Molecule: messenger RNA, 2027 nt
Organism: Hyposmocoma kahamanoa
Lineage: Eukaryota; Metazoa; Arthropoda; Insecta; Lepidoptera; Cosmopterigidae
Product: zinc finger protein OZF-like
Exons: 2
Biological process (GO): regulation of transcription by RNA polymerase II
Cellular component (GO): chromosome
Molecular function (GO): chromatin insulator sequence binding
Source: RefSeq, a predicted model, not a curated record